Molecule: messenger RNA, 629 nt
Organism: Pundamilia nyererei
Lineage: Eukaryota; Metazoa; Chordata; Actinopteri; Cichliformes; Cichlidae
Product: CD209 antigen-like protein A
Exons: 6
Coding region: 30-629 (199 amino acids)
Source: RefSeq, a predicted model, not a curated record
AUAAGUCUGUUCUUAAAUACAAAUCUGACAUGGAUUGUGAAAAUGGAGCUGAUACUUCGACCAGAAAAAGAAAACUCUGCAGACUGGUUGCUUUGAGCUUUGCACUUCUGUGUAUUCUUCAAGCUACACUCAACAUUUCACUGCGACUGGCUUUUUACAGUUCUGAUACAACAAAAACACCAGAUUGUGAGGCCAUUAUUAAAAACUUGACUAAAGAAGAAGACAUUAAAAUGAAUGAAUUAGCUUGCUAUAUCCAACAAGGAUGGAUAUACUUCAAACACAGUUUAUAUUACGUUUCAUCUACUAAAAACACCUGGAAAGACAGCAGAGAGGACUGUCUGCAGAGAGGGGCAGACCUGGUGAUUAUCAACAGCAGAGAGGAACAGAACUUCAUAAGAGAGUUUAAAAGUCGGACAUGGAUUGGACUGACUGACGCCGAAAAAGAACAGACAUGGAAAUGGGUGGAUGGGACUACACCUACCAUCAGCUUCUGGAACACCGACGAGCCUAACAGUUAUGGAGGAAAUGAUGAAGAUUGUGGAGAAAUCUAUUACUAUGAAAGAGAAAACUCCUGGAAUGAUACACCAUGUGGCAGAAAAAAUGUCUGGAUUUGUGAAAGAAAAAUGUAG